CAAUUGUAAACAUGUAACCAAGAUAAGACCCAACUGGAACCAUUCAUGCUUAAAUCCUCAGAAAUGGUUGUGUUAUAUCUGUGGUACAACUGAGAGUGUAUGGGCAUGUUUGAGCUGUCCAAAUGUGGCUUGUGGAAGGUUUAAUGAGGAACAUGCUCUCAAACAUUACCAAGAAAGUAAAGUAUGUAUACCACUGGCUAAGUAUUGUUGUCUUCUCAAACAUUACCAAGAAAGUAAACAUCCUUUGAGUAUUGAAGUUAACAACAGAUAUGUAUACUGUUAUGAAUGCGAUGACUAUGUUAUGAAUGACAAUGCUGCUGGUGAUCUGAAGAUACUACGAAGUGCUUUAAGUGCCAUAGCUACUCAAACAUUUACAGAUGUAGAAUCUAGAGGAAGAAGACUUCUAAGGUCAUAUUCUGUUACAGCUGUAGCAUCAACAACAACAGCUGAAGAUGAUGACAGAUUGGCCACAUCAGUAUGGCAUUAUAGGCACACAUUACUAACAAAGACUUUACGUGCCUGGACAAGAUUUGCUAAAGAAAACAAGGAAGAGAGGCAAUCACCACUGAGAGCUAUAAGAUUUUUAGUACCAAUCUUCAUCCCAACACCUCGUAAAACUCCAGUAAAAGAAGAAGAAUCUCCCUCAUUUUUACGACGGAGAACAUUAAUUCCAGGAAUGACAGGGUUAAGGAAUUUAGGAAAUACUUGUUACAUGAAUUCCAUAUUACAAAUACUAAGCCAUAUAGAAGUGCUCAGAGAUUUUUUCCGUUUUUCUGUGAAGCAGUUAUCUAGUAGAGUUGCCACCCCUGAAAAAAGUCCAACAGGAGCAGCCUUUUCUGUGUCGCCAAGACCAUCUAUAAGAAUGCUUAGCAGACAGACUACAACUGAAUGUUUUCAAUAUUUGAACACCAAAACCCCAUCAACUCCACCUACACCAAAGAUACCUAAAUUGGGUGGAUUAAAUGGUGGAUCAAGUCAUUCUACACCAGUAAAUAAACAGCUUAUAUUAAAUGUGGAAGAUUGCUCAACAGAAAAAAUAUCUAUGUGCCAAGAACUAAAUGGACUGUUUAGAGUAUUAUGGUCUGGCAGAUGGGCCCAAGUUAGUCCCCAUGCUUUCUUACAUUCUGUAUGGCAUGCUAUACCGACCUUUAAAGGUCAUGCUCAACAUGAUGCUCAGGAAUUCUUAUGUGAGUUGUUAGACAAGCUUGAGAAAGAACUAGAUGAAACAGAAGGUCAAAAACAUUCAAACAUUUUAACAAGAACUUUUCAGGGAAAAUUAGUUAGUCAGGUAAAAUGUUUGAAAUGUAAGAACCUAUCAUCAAGAGAAGAUCCCUUCUUAGAUCUAUCAUUAGAAUUUCCACAGAGAUAUCAGAUUACCAGUAAAAAUUCAAAGUUAGCAGAAGAUCCAUGUCACUUAACAGAAAUGCUUGCUCAAUUUACAGAUACAGAAGAACUAGAUGGAGAGAUAUACCACUGUGAGAAAUGCAAUGCCAAAAGAAAGAAAGAUAACAUUCUAUAUACAAAGGCAGAGAAAAGGCUGCUUAUCAAGAAACUACCUCCUGUACUAAGACUACAUCUGAAAAGAUUUAGAUGGUCUGGCAGAUUACAUCGUGAGAAGAUUCACACACCUGCUAUGUUUGAUGAAGUAUUAGACAUGGGACCAUUCUGUGACUGUAAAUCAGCCACUAAUACAGGCAAUGUUAAUUACAGGUUGACAGGGGUUGUGAUACAUCAUGGAACAGGAUUCAAAUCAGGACAUUACACAGCAAACUGUUGGAAUUCUGAAGCUGAAUCAUGGAUCAACUUCAAUGACUCUAGAGUAAGAUACAUUCCAAUAGAAGAAGUUUUAUUAAGCCAGGCAUAUAUAUUGAUUUAUCAGCGUCAGGAUGAAGAACUGGCAACACCAAUAGAACCGGACGAUGAAACAGUAGCAACAUCUUUAGAUUAUCAGGGACUUUCUUUAACUUUAAAAAAGGAGAUUUCUAGAAAAAUUGAUGAGGAAAUAACAUUUAAUUUUAAGACACCACCCUUAGAUACUUCAAGGAAAUUGAAAAGGAAAAGAAAUUCUACUUCCGAUACUCCAUUUAGGAUUAUCAAAAGGAGACGCUCAACAAUGUGGUGACGAGGCACAGCUCAAAUCAGUACAUCAGGGAUUCCACAGAUUCAUAGCUUAAAUUAGUUCAUUUCUAUUUUAAUUUUAGUCUUUACAUCUAAACCAUAUACAUGAUAUACAUACAUUCUUUUCACUGUUUUCUAAAGGAGAUCAUUUGAGCAAACUAUUCAGUUAGUAGAAAUUCCAUCAAUACAACAACCAUUUAAUAUCGUGUAAAUAGAGAAUAUCAUAUGGCUUUUUCAAUAUCACACUCAUAUCAACCCGAGACACCAAAAUAAUCCCAAGAGCUCUGCUCGAGGGAUUAUAUUGGUUGAGGGUUGAUACGGUGUGUGAUAUUGAAUAAGCCAUAUUAUAUACACUUUAUUAUAUACCUUAAGUAGAUGUUUUUCGUGUGACACAGAACGUAAUACAGAUAAUGGGUUUGAUAAAGCCUUUGCAACAGUGACUGAUAUCCAUGACGUCAUACAAGUAAGGGGUUUGAUAAAGCCUUUGCAACCAUGACUGAUAUCGAUAUCAUCACGGGUGCAUACGAAAAAGGGUCGAAAAAAAAUAUUCCCUUGAAUUUGACAGUUGUAGGAAAAUAAUCCUACAUUUCAUUGCAGUAAAAAAUUUCUGAGUCAUAAACAUAUAUCUUGGGUGUUUUAAAGCACCCUUAUUUUUUUAUUUUGUGUUUCUAUAGAAUAUUUUGGAAACUUGAGGUUACAUGGUUACUAAAGCUUGUACACAGGAAGAAAAGGGGUGAAAAUUUGAUUGGUUAACUUCCAGUGAUGGUUAUUUUCUUAUAUGCAAUGAAAUGUAAUGUGAAAUUUUGUCUAUAGUACUGGAGAGGAUAAAACUUUACUCAUGCCAAGUAUUUCUUUAUUUGAAACAAAGAUAAAUUCUGCACAAUUUUUUGAAAAGUGCAAAUUUAACAAAGACUAAUAGGGGAAAAUCAAUGGUGGUAUUACACCUUUAAGGUGAUUACUUUUUGUGAUUUUAUAACUUUGUUGAUGUAUUAAUAUAAGAUAAGAUUCAAGUUUGACAUUUAUGCAUUAUUUUUUUCUGGUCAUAAAAGACGCAUUGAUUAGUUCUUCCCAGAAUAAUUUGGUUUUACAUUAAUGAGAGUUAUAGCUGUAAGGGGUAAGAAUACCUGUAAAUAUUGAUCUUUUUGUCUGUUUAUCCAUAAUGCUUUUUGGAGUGUAGUUAUCACAUGAAAAACGUUUCUGAAUCUGUAAAUGAUGUAAAAAUUUUAAACUUCAGUGUAAUUAUCCAAAAAUAUAGUCAAAUUCCGUUAUGUUAUUGAUUGAAAAUUACAAUUAACUUGAAUUAAUAACCGAAUUAAUUGAAAGACCCAAGGUACAGUAAAGAUGAAAGAAUUAAGAAUUAAAACUAAGUGAUUUGAAAACAUAGACUGGACGUCACUGUAUAGCAACUUUAGAGAAAGUUAACAGCAUGUAUCUUUAAGGGAACACAUGUAAUUUGGUCGCAGUACUUCUGUAAUUUGUAUUGACCUAUCUAUGUAAAAUUUAAUGUAUAGUUUUCUCAGGCUUCGAAAUGCAAAUUCAUGAAUCUCUGUAAGAAUCAUGAUAAAUAUUGAAUAUAUCAUCAUUUGAAAUAGAAAUACUACACCACAAUACAAAAUCUCAUUUGUCAUCAGGUUUAAAAUCUCAUUCAUCAUUCAUCAUAUUUGAAAAAUCAUUUGUUAUGAUGAUUGAAAACUCAUGUAAUGGUAAAUUUAAAUCUGCUGUGCCUUUAUUUGUUAAUGAUAAAUAUUAUGUUUUUUUUUGCUGUCUUGAAAUUAAGGAAAAUAUUUAGAUUGUAUUGGUAAAAUUUAGUAGGACAAGAUGUAUUCAUUUUAGGUAAACUUUAUCAAGCUUUAAUGGCAUGAAACAAUAGAAAAUUACCCAUUCAGCAAUCUACUUUCGUUUUAAUUGUCCUGUUCUUUGGUGAAGACGAAUGCUUCAUACUUCUACUUUAUGCACCUGUCUGUACAUUUGUCUGAAUUUAUGCUGGAGUUAUACUAAUGGCAAGGUAUAACUAGAGUUUUAUAAACAUAGAAGGAAUACACAAUAAUUGAAACUGCUUAUUUAUGAAUUGAAUAUUACUUGCAAUUGUACCUUUUCUGAAUUUAAUAUUACUUGCAAUUGUACCUUUUCUGGCAAUAAAAGAUUUGUAAAAAUAUACAUAACAUCUAAGAGGUAGAAUAAUCACAAUAGGCGAAUUUAGAAAUUGGACUUUUGUCCCCUUUAAUUAUUGUGAGCAGUCUUAUCUUUCUGAUAAUUGAGGCUUUGACCAAUCAAAAUUUUCAAAACGGUAACAUUCCACUAAUUUCUGAAUUGGUCCAUUAUAUUAAUAGAAUUGUAAUUUAUUAUGGUUAGCAGUUUAAUAAGAUAUUAAGAAGUACGUUUUUUAAGGAUGCAUCACAUAUAUAUUUCACAAUUAUACACAAUACAUUGAAUUUUAAAUAGUUUGUCAUUUGUAUGUAGACAGAAGGUUGUUUCAUAGUACAUAUGAUUUAUAGUUAUAUUCAUGGCAAAUAUUAAAUGGCAGCAAGUAUUUUAAUUUGUACUUAACAUUUAUAUUUACACAUUCUAAUUUGGGCUGAUAUUUUGUUUCUUUAGGUUAAAGGUCAUAGUCCAACCUAUUUUAAUUCAUACAAUUCUUUGUUUUUGUUUAUGAAAUGUAGCUGUUAUAUUUUAUUACAUCUAAUAUAAAUAUGUAGAUUUAUUCAUUAUCAGUUAAACAAAUAGAAAUAAUGUGUUAACCAUACAAUCAACAAAUGGUCCUUUUGCAAAUUUCUGAGGCCAUGGACAUUGGAGUAUUGGACUUGGAAUAUUUUUUAACCCCUGUGAAAAUAUUGUGUAACAUUUGAUUGAUAUUCCAUUCCAUGAUAUUUGUAUUCAGUUAGUUUAGCAAUAUUGCAUAGUCAUUAUAAAACAUAUUUAACCUUGAGUUUGAAUUAAUUUUUUGUUUUAAUUUUCAACCAAUAAAAUUUUCAUUCCACAGACACUGAGUUAUUAGAAUAGAAUAGAAUUUCUCCAUGUUUACAAAUUUCAAAUACAAUAAGUGUCUUACUUUUGAACUCACAGAAAAUUUGUGCACCAUGAGUAUUGAAUAUGGUGUAGGUAAUAUACUUCUUUUAAAUAUGCUUCUGGAAGUUGAUACUCUUUUUUUUAUAUUUAUAUAACUAAUAUUAAAGUGAAACAGGCUUAGUUCUCAAAAGAGAAUAAAAAGUUUUCUUAGAUUUUUAUUCCAAGUCAUAUGUAAAUUCUUUACUGAAAAAGGUGCAUUAAUAUUCUGUAAUUAUCAAAUUUAAUGUAAAUAAGACAGGUAUUAUAUCAAAAUUGAUUAUUUAUUAAAAUUUAAGAUAAUGCAUAUAUUGCUUUAGUUUAUUUUUUUCAUCUUUAGUUUAAUUUUAAACAGUUCAAUAUACAUUAUAUCAGUUGAUGAGAGAAUUUUUUACAGAAAUCCACAAACUGUCUCGCAUUCAAAAAUGAUCUAUUUUAUAACUUGUAUAGUAGAAAUAAAAUUUUCCAUUUUUUGAAGUUCCUUGCUAAUGUUAUCAGAAGAAAAUGUAAAAUGUUAAAUCCCACCGUGUAAUUGUCCUUGUCCAAAGUUAAGAACUUCAUUGGUGGUUGUAAGUAUGUUUUUGUUCCCUUAAGAAUCAAGUGUUAAAGGCAGAUUUGUAAUAGUCUCUGUUAAGUUUAUUCAAAGCUUACCUUAACUCAGGAGUUGCUUAUAAUGGUAAAAAUGGCGAUGAGGGUAGUGAGAGAACAAAUUUUGACAAUUUCAUGCCAAAAAGGGAAUUUUAUUAUCAAAGUAGAGCUUUCCCCUCUACAUCCCACCCGAGUGCACCACUUAUUUAUAAUUUGUUUUUGUCUUUAUGAUGUAUAAAGUUCACCCCUCAAAUUACUUAGAAUUAAUGCGGUCAGUAUCCAUUUAUAGAUAUAGAAUAGAUAGUGUAUUCAUUUAUGGAUAUAGAAUAGAUUAUCAUAUAUUGUUAUUUAGUUCUUCUUCAAUGUUGAAUAGAUUUAAUAUAUGCAAUCAAAAAAAUAUACACCAAUAUACUCUGUUGAGAAUAGAAUGUAGUAAUAUAUUGUUGGCAAUAAAUAAAUUUAAUUUUU
This is a messenger RNA of Mytilus californianus (California mussel), 6216 nucleotides long. Its product is annotated as ubiquitin carboxyl-terminal hydrolase 44-like. The coding region runs from base 302 to 2122 and encodes 606 amino acids. Lineage: Eukaryota; Metazoa; Mollusca; Bivalvia; Mytilida; Mytilidae. Gene Ontology annotation, cellular component: cytoplasm. The transcript has 17 exons. The record is from RefSeq and is a predicted model, not a curated record. Gene Ontology annotation, biological process: protein deubiquitination. Gene Ontology annotation, molecular function: zinc ion binding; cysteine-type deubiquitinase activity.